AUGCCAACAGCAAUGUGUUUGGGUUUAGAUGCAGCUGGUUAUACUAUCAUAGCCUGUACCAAGCAGACUGCCCAUAAGUUCACUGGAGGUAAAGCUCCACAUAAGCAGCUGGCUACCAAGGCUGCUCACAAGAGCGCCCCUUCCACCGGUGGGGUCAAGAAGCCCCAUUGCUACAGGCCAGGUACCGUGGCUCUGCGUGAGAUCCAUCGUUAUCAGAAGUCCACUGAACUGCUGAUCCGCAAGCUACCCUUCCAGCGCCUGGUGAGGGAAAUCGCCCAGGACUUCAAGACUGACCUGCAUUUCCAGAGUACAGCCAUCCGAGCUCUGCAGGAGGCCAGUGAGGCCUAUUUGGUCGGUUUGUUUGAGGACACCAAUCUGUGUGCCAUCCAUGCCAAGCGUGUCACCUUCAUGCCCAAAGACAUCCAGCUGGCACGUCGGAUCCUCAAAACUAGG
Molecule: messenger RNA, 453 nt
Organism: Archocentrus centrarchus (flier cichlid)
Lineage: Eukaryota; Metazoa; Chordata; Actinopteri; Cichliformes; Cichlidae
Product: histone H3.3-like
Exons: 3
Cellular component (GO): nucleosome
Molecular function (GO): structural constituent of chromatin; DNA binding; protein heterodimerization activity
Source: RefSeq, a predicted model, not a curated record